AUGGCGCACGAGAUCGUCGAGAACCCUCUGACCGAGGCUGACUUGGUUAACUCUGAGACCCCCAUGAACGUACAGCCUGACACCGCCAGCCUGAAGCGCAAAGCCGUACAGGAACCUGAUGCGAGCAAGAAGCCGCGAGUUCAAGAAAACCGUGCAGUCUACGUUAGCAACCUUCCGCGCGACACCAAUGAGUACGAGAUCGAAGAAGCGUUCAAGAAAUACGGCAUCAUCGACCAGGGUGCUGACGGCAACAAGCGCAUCAAGAUGUACAAGGACGAUGAGGGUAACUUCAACGGCGACUGCCUGAUCGUAUACUUCAAGAAGGACUCGGUGGAUCUGGCAAUCCAGAUGAUGGACGAUUACUACCUGAACAUCGAAGACCAGUCACACGGUACGAUCCACGUGAAAGAGGCAGAUUAUUCCUACAAAAAGUACACGGAUAGCGACACGAUCGCAUCAAAGCUAACACGCAAGGACAAGAAGGCCUCUGAGCGCAACAGGGCUGAGCUCAAUCGCAAACUCGCAGAAUGGUCAGACAACGAAGAAGAAGUGGCCCAAGCCUUUGUACCCAAGAAAAACAAAUGGGCUAAGGUAUGCAUCCUGCGCUACGCUUUCACGCUAAGUGAACUCGACGAAGACCCGGGUGCAAUCCUCGAUAUCAAGGAAGACAUCCGCGAUGAAGCGGAGAAAUAUGGCGAUGUCACCAAUGUUACGCUGUAUGACAAAGAAGAAGACGGCAUUAUUGCGAUCCGCUUCAAGGAGUUCGACAGCGCCGAGAAAUUCAAGGCCGCCAACAGUGGCAGAAUGUUCGCUUAUCGAAAGCUGGAGAUCACGCUUGCCGAGGACAAGCCCAGGUUCAAGAAGAGCGCGCGUGGCGAGGAGCCAGAUAGCGACGAGGAAGAGCGCAACCUCGACAAAAUCGCGAGGCAGCAGUAG
Messenger RNA from Boeremia exigua, 936 nucleotides. RefSeq lists its product as uncharacterized. Gene Ontology annotation, molecular function: RNA binding. Gene Ontology annotation, cellular component: U2 snRNP; U2-type spliceosomal complex. The transcript has 3 exons. The record is from RefSeq and is a predicted model, not a curated record. NCBI's taxonomy places the organism in Eukaryota, Fungi, Ascomycota, Dothideomycetes, Pleosporales, Didymellaceae. Bases 1 to 936 code for a protein of 311 amino acids.